Molecule: messenger RNA, 1767 nt
Organism: Exophiala bonariae
Lineage: Eukaryota; Fungi; Ascomycota; Eurotiomycetes; Chaetothyriales; Herpotrichiellaceae
Exons: 3
Coding region: 1-1767 (588 amino acids)
Molecular function (GO): NADP binding; flavin adenine dinucleotide binding
Source: RefSeq, a predicted model, not a curated record
AUGGAAUCCUAUGACCUAGUGAUCGUUGGCGCAGGUAUCAAUGGGCUUAUAAUGGCGAAGACAUAUCUUGAUGUCUACCCAGAAACAAAGCUGGUCCUAUUGGAGUCGGCUGAAUCCAUUGGGGGAACUUGGUCUGAGGGCCGGCUCUACCCAGGUCUGAAGUCCAACAAUCUUGUUGGGUCCUAUGAAUACAGUGACUUUCCCCUGGACAAGUUCUCCCUCGGCAUCAAAGCUGGAGAGCAUAUCCCGGGUGCCAAACUACAUCAAUAUCUCCAGCAGUUCUCGACCAAAUUUGAUCUAACAAGAAGAACCAAAGUCAAUGCUGCAGUUGAGGAGGUUGAAAGACUUCUCAAUGACAAGUGGAAAAUCACUAUCAAGCUCCAAGACAAGGGUACGGAGCAAGUCAUCGCGGACAAGCUGGUCCUUGCCACUGGCUUGACCAACCAUCCUUUUGUCCCGACUUUCCCUGGACAAGAAGAUUUCCAGGCCCCGUUAUUCCAUGUGAAGUAUCUGAAAGAUGAGGCAGAUAAGCUGAUCCAAUCGUCCAAGAAUGUCGUUAUUCUAGGAGGAUCGAAAUCUGCCUAUGAUGCAGCCUAUGCCUUCGCGACUCAGGGCCUGACCGUCGAUUGGAUUAUCCGAGAGUCUGGACAUGGCACAAACUAUAUGUCUCCACCAUACGUAACACCGUUGAAGAAACGCCUCGAAGGCCUGGUUGGUGUGCGUUUCUUGACCUGGUUCUCUCCGUGCAUUUGGGGCGACGAGGACGGCUUCUCCUGGAUACGACGCUUCCUUCACGGCACUCGAGUAGGCAGAUUCAUCGUCGAUAGCUUCUGGAAAGUCUUGACCAGCGAUGUGAUCGAUCUAUCUGGGUACGAUAAGCAUCCAGAGACCGCCAAGUUGAAACCGAAGCUUUCGGCUUUCUGGCAUGCCUCGUCCCUAGGGAUCUUCAAUUACACCUCGGAUUUCUUUGCACUCGUACGCGAUGGGACUAUCAAGGUCCACAUUUCGGACAUUGAUCAUCUCUCCAAUCACACCGUUCACCUAUCCAAUGGAUCCGUCGUGACCGGUGACGCCCUGAUUUGUUCGACUGGUUGGCACCACCGCCCAGCUAUCAAGUUCCUCCCUGCUGGAAUUGACGCAGAACUCGGCCUCCCCAGCAGAACCAGCGAGUCUGAAGCGCAACUUGUGAAGCGAGCUGAAAAGGAGAUCCUGGCCCGGUUUCCACGCCUGCUAGAUCAACCAAGUGUGCUACAACGAUACAAACCCCUCGAUUCAAACGAUGGUGAAUCAGCUGUGGCAGAACGCCCCUAUCGCUUAUAUCGCUUCAUGGUACCUGCCGAAAGCAUCCCUAAGCCAUCGAUAGCGUUUCUCGGGAUCGUCUUGACGAUAAAUACCGUCUGUGUUGCAGAAGUUCAGUCGCUCUGGAUCACCGCCUUUCUCAAUGGCCGCCUUCUCGCACAGCACGCAGUUGACCCAUCAAAGCCGGCACGACAGAACCUUCACCCUGAUGCGGUGGCUUACGAGACCAUUCUACAAACCCAGUUCGGCAAAUGGCGCUACCCUGGUGCGUUUGGAAAGCGGCACCCAGAUUUCGUCUUUGAUGCUGUGCCUUAUAUGGACAUGAUGCUGAAAGACCUGGGACUAAGAUACAGGAGGAAGAAUGGUUGGUGGGCUGAGGUUUUUCAUCCUUACGGACCGGAGGAUUAUAUUGGUUUGGUCGAUGAAUGGCGGAUCAAGGACACUCAAACCAAAGCAAAGCGGAGUUAA